Messenger RNA from Caenorhabditis briggsae, 759 nucleotides. Lineage: Eukaryota; Metazoa; Nematoda; Chromadorea; Rhabditida; Rhabditidae. The record is from RefSeq and is a predicted model, not a curated record. The transcript has 5 exons. Bases 1 to 759 code for a protein of 252 amino acids.
AUGAGAUUAUCUUUUCUAUUCCUAACUAUUCUUCCGAUUUCAUCUUAUUCGUUUAUUGUCGGUGGAUGUAUUGGGCCUAAAUCAGUUUUGGAGAGGUUUCUAAAUGAUAAACAGAAAACUGAACUACGGAAAAUUGUGCAUAAUAAAUUUGAUGGAUCCAAUUCAGAGCAGGUUCUCGAAGAAUCAAACCGCUACGUUUAUGGUCAUGUCACAGAAGAACAAUGGCAUUCAAUUGUCCCGGAGCUCGCAGAGUAUCAAGCCAAGAAGCAUGAAUGCUCCAUGUACGCCCAACUCCUGCCAAAACCUUUGUAUCAACAACUAUUGAAGUCAGUCCUCCGUGCUUCUGAAAUGGGCGCUUCAAAAUACGACGUCAAGCGAUUAGUAGAUGAUUAUGUAGACCGAUUAGCCAAGAAUGGAGUACUUCCUGAUGUUAUGGACAAAAUGCCUACGUUGCCACGUGUCACACUGCCAGAAUCUGAAAUCGCAUCUCAAUCAUAUCGAAAGUACCCGAAAAAGCCAAAAACGAAACAGACAAAUUCAAAUAGAGGAAUGGGCGCUGUCCAUCCAACACUGAUUGGAUAUCCAGAAGGCCCGCGAAAACCCUCUCAUAACAGGGAGAAAAACGGCAGGAACAACAAUAACAUGAAUCAUGGAAAUAUGGGAAAUGGUCCAGUGAUGGGCAGAAAUAAGAAUGGAGGAAGACAAGGAGGACAUCCGGAUUAUAUGGGACCUCCAAUGUUCCCCAUCGCGAAACCGUAA